Molecule: messenger RNA, 3515 nt
Organism: Nothoprocta perdicaria
Lineage: Eukaryota; Metazoa; Chordata; Aves; Tinamiformes; Tinamidae
Product: potassium voltage-gated channel subfamily A member 6-like
Exons: 1
Coding region: 1-1566 (521 amino acids)
Biological process (GO): potassium ion transmembrane transport; protein homooligomerization
Cellular component (GO): membrane; voltage-gated potassium channel complex
Molecular function (GO): protein binding; delayed rectifier potassium channel activity
Source: RefSeq, a predicted model, not a curated record
AUGCGGGCCGAAGAGACGCUGGCGCUGGCGGCCGCGCGGGCGGGUGGCGGCGGCCAAGGGGAAGUGGACGCGGCAGGCGAGGAGCGGAGCAGCGGCAACUGCUGCAGCAGCGAGCGACUGGUGAUCAACAUCUCAGGGCUGCGCUUUGAGACCCAGCUACGGACCCUCUCCAUCUUCCCCGACACUCUGCUGGGGGAUCCGAGCCGCCGGGUGCGCUACUUUGACCCUCUCCGCAAUGAGUACUUCUUUGAUCGAAACAGGCCCAGCUUUGAUGCCAUCCUCUACUACUACCAGUCGGGGGGGCGGCUCCGCAGACCAGUCCAUGUGCCCCUGGAUGUUUUCCUGGAGGAGAUACGCUUCUACCAGCUGGGUCAGGAGGCCAUUGAGACCUUCCGGGAGGACGAGGGCUUCAUCCAAGAGGAGGAGAAGCCUCUGCCACAACAUCACUUCCAGCGUCAGGUCUGGUUGCUCUUUGAGUACCCCGAGAGCUCGGGGCCAGCACGGGCCAUUGCCAUCGUCUCUGUGCUGGUGAUCCUCAUUUCCAUUGUCAUCUUCUGCCUGGAGACCCUGCCUGAGUUUCGCCAGGAACCCAAGGGUACCCAGCAUGGCUUUGGGGAGGCGGCACCCCCCAGUGAUGAUGCACUGCUCCUUCUGCCACCACUACCACUACCAACUGGGACCCCAUCACCACUGCACCCUGCUGCUGGUGCUGGCCCCUUCUUUACUGAUCCCUUCUUCCUCAUUGAAACCCUGUGUAUCAUUUGGUUCUCCUUUGAGCUCCUUGUUCGCUUCUUUGCCUGCCCUAGCAAGCCUGAGUUCUCCCGCAACAUCAUGAACAUCAUUGACAUUGUGGCCAUCAUUCCCUACUUCAUCACUUUGGGCACUGAGCUGGCCCAACAGCAGCAGCAGAAGCAACAGCCCGGAAGUAGCAGCAGCAAUGGGGGCCAACAGCAAGCCAUGUCUUUGGCCAUCCUCAGGGUCAUCCGCUUGGUAAGGGUCUUCAGGAUUUUCAAGCUCUCCAGGCACUCCAAGGGGCUGCAGAUCUUGGGGAAGACUCUCCAGGCCAGCAUGAGGGAACUAGGCCUCCUCAUUUUCUUCCUCUUCAUUGGGGUGAUCCUCUUCUCCAGUGCUGUCUACUUUGCAGAGACUGAUGACCCUGACUCUCUGUUCACGAGCAUCCCUGAUGCUUUUUGGUGGGCAGUGGUAUCCAUGACUACUGUGGGCUAUGGGGACAUGUAUCCCAUGACAAUUGGUGGCAAGAUUGUGGGCUCUUUGUGUGCCAUUGCAGGCGUGCUUACCAUAGCCCUGCCUGUACCUGUUAUUGUAUCCAACUUCAACUACUUCUACCACCGUGAGACUGAUCAUGAAGAGCAGUGCCAGUACACCCAUGUCACCUGUGGCCAGCAGCAGUCCCCCUUCUCUGAACCCAAAAAAGGGGACAGUAACCCGUCUCUCAGUAAAUCUGAAUUCCUGGAAGCAGAAGACCUGGAGCCCGUGAAAUAUUCCAAUUUUAUUACUCCAAACAACCAGGGUUAUAAAGAGAAGAAAAUGCUGACAGAGGUGUGAUCAAUUUUGUUAUCCUGGGUCCAGAUACAGACCUGCAAGCUGCUGCACAGUUGUUUUUCCCAGUAGCAGCUGGAUCUAUUCAGCAUUUACAUGCCAGACUGUGAAUUGUAAUACCAUAAACAGAAUGAUUGUGAUAGUGGUCUUAUCCUGAUUUGCUGUGUUUCAUUACCUUGUGGCAUUGGAAAUGUUCUUUGUUUAUUGUGUGGAGUGCUAGAUGUCAUCCCCCACUCCCUCAUGGAUUUCUUCUUUUUCUGAAGACUGCUUUAAUCGAAUAUUAACUCUGGAGGCUAACCUUCUUAGUCCCCUGGCAAAGAAGCAGUUCUUGCCACAACUUCAGCUGAUGGAUUAGGCAUGGAAUAAACAGUUAAAGGGGCUACAAACAUCUGUCUGAAGCCCUGCCCUUAGUUCCUGUGCCAGCUCGGUGCCCUUGGCUGCGAUCACUCAUGCCUGCCGUGCCAUUAACUCUGAAUAAUGGAAACACUAUAGUGUCACAGUGAGUUCUGCAGCUGUAGAAGAAAGACAGCAGAUGCCUUUGUCCUUUGCUACCCUUGGCAUUCUAAAGAUCUGUGGGGUUGUAUUUUGGAAAAGAUGCACAGAUCUAAAAUCUUGAAACUGCUUGUGACCAGGUAUUGUAUUUCAAAAGCAGGCUUAAAAAUCAACAGGCUUGGUGAUGAUUCUCUGUUUUUCAGUCUUAUUUAUGUCAGGGCCCUGAAGUUAAUUUGCUGUUAUAAUACCAACUUAAUCUUCAAAGUGAUAAGUGGCUUCUGAUGCAAGACACAUUUGAGAAAUGUAGUUUAUCUCCAUAAUUUAUCUCUUCAUGAUAGUGUUUAAUGAGAUAUACUUUAUACUUCAGGUGUCUAAUUCUAUAUGUGAGAACAAUAAAAACCAGUGGAGUCUAACUGAAAGGUUUGUAUAGCUGAGAGAAGUUUGUAUGUUGGUAUAAUUCCAUUAUGAAAUACUUCAACUACAGACAGUUGUACCUAUACUGAAGAUUGCACUGGUGUAACUGGCUGCAGACCUAAAUUGCCCCAGGAUAAGCAUGCUAGUAUUAGAGGUAUAUAUCAGCACUGAACAAACAUUCCAAAGCCAUCUGCACAAGCCCAACAGCAUAUCCCAGAUCUUUCAAAUGAGGGAAGGAAAGUGUUAACCUUGAUGAGAUACUUUUCUUUGAUCUAGCCAGUUCUGUACAUUUUUUAGACAAAAGGCACAGCAAUGUUCUUUGCAUGCAAUAGGUAUUCAUGAGGACAACUCAUGCUUCCAAUGUUAAAUGCAAACCUUGGCCUAAAAUGUGAAGCUUGUCAAGAGGCCACAGACAGGCAUCUUAAGAUGCAUAUUCUCCUUCCCAGGACAUUGCAUUCUUUAUUCAGUUCUGUCUUAUACCUGAAUUUAAAAUGUUUCAGAUGCUGCCAGUGAGUCAGAAGGGGAAAUGGAUGCUUUCAGACUCUAUUGGUAAAUUUUACUUCAAGGAAACGUCUUUUUGUGUUCUUUAUCUAAGUGUAUAUUCUGCUUGCACAUAUGCUUAUGUGUACAAAAGCAAAGGCAGCCAUUAUUGCCUUACAUCAUACUGUAUAUGUGUAUUAGUGUAUUACAUAUUGCAUGUGACACAUGUAACCCUGUAACACAUAAAAUAGACCUAAUAUCAAGGUGCAAAAUAUAUAGAAUACAUUUUAUGUAUAUGUAUAUAUUAUGCCUUUCAAUCAUUAAGGUAAGAGUGCUAAAGGAAUGUCCUUUCAUAUGAUCAGAACUAGCAGGCUUAUGAGAUGGGAUCUCUUUGCAUAUUUGCUACUCCGCUUGUUUUUGUUGCCCUGAGACCUGGCUCCAAGCCUAGAGGGCUUUUAUUGUGGUUCUUCUCAUCAGGGUUGUGAUCACAUGGUAGAAGUUGUUUGUGCAAAUCCUAACUGUUGCAUUUCUCCAGAGUCCCUUUGUCUUCUCAAAGGCUUUUGAAUGCA